GGGCGGAGGGGCGGCACUUCCGGGAGCGCGGCGGGCGCGCGGCGUGAGGAACCGGGAGAGGCCCGGGAGGCACCGGGAGGAACCGGGAGGGGCCCGGAGGGGCCGAGCCGCCCCCGGCACGUCCCGCAGCGCGUCGGGACCGCUCCGAGGCGGCUCCCGGCGCCGAUCCCGGUGUCGUUCCCGUUCCCGAGGCCGUUCCCGGUUCUCGGCCCCGGUGCGGCCGCCAUGGGCCGCCGCAAGUCGAAGCGGAAGCCGCCGCCCAAGAAGAAGAUGACGGGGACGCUGGAGACGCAGUUCACGUGUCCCUUCUGCAACCACGAGAAAUCCUGCGACGUCAAGAUGGACCGCGCCCGGAACACCGGGGUGAUCUCGUGCACCGUGUGCCUGGAGGAGUUCCAGACCCCCAUCACCUACCUGUCGGAGCCCGUGGACGUUUACAGCGACUGGAUCGACGCCUGCGAAGCCGCCAACCAGUGACAGCGGGAGGGGACUGUCCCCAGAGCGGGGGGUGACACUGUCCCCAACCUGGGGGGUGACACUGUCCUGUCCCCAAACCCCGGGGGGUGACACUGUCCCCAACCUGGGGGGUGACACUGUCCUGUCCCCAAACCCCGGGGGGUGACACUGUCCCCAACCUGGGGGGUGACACUGUCCCCAGAACGGGGGGUGACACUGUCCUGUCCCCAAACCCCGGGGGGUGACACUGUCCCCAGAGCGGGGGGUGACACUGUCCCCAGCCUGGGGGGUGACACUGUCCCCAAACCCCGGGGGGUGACACUGUCCCCAGCCUGGGGGGUGACACUGUCCUUUCCCCAGCCUGGGGGGUGACACUGCCCUGUCCCCAAAGCCUGGGGGGGGACAAUGGCCCCCAGGACACGGUGACACCCCCUAGGACACACUGACACCCCCAGGAUCCGGUGACACCGCCCGGGACAUGGUGACACCCCCUAGGACACAGUGACACCCCCCAGGACACAGUGACACCCCUCAAGAUCUGGUGACACACCCAGGAUCCAGUGACACCCCCCAGGACCCAAAUGGGGGUGACAUUUUUCCCCCAGGGCUGAAUUUGGGGUGACAUUUUCCCCCCCAGGACUGAAUUUGGGGUGACAUUUUCCCCCCCAGGGCUGAAUUUGGGGUGACAUUUCCCCACCCCCCAGGGCUGGAUUUGGGGUGACAUUUUUCCCCCCAGGACUGAAUUUGGGGUGACAUUUCCCCACCCCCCUGGGCUGAAUUUGGGGUGACAUUUUUCCCCCAGGGCUGAAUUUGGGGUGACAUUUUCCCCCCCAGGACUGAAUUUGGGGUGACAUUUCCCCACCCCCCAGGGCCUGAGCCUUGUCCUUGUCCCCAGGGGGGCGCGGGGGACGCGUUUUUGGGGGGGGUGCCCCAAAUAAACGCCCUGUGCUGGUGUCC
Messenger RNA from Oenanthe melanoleuca, 1413 nucleotides. RefSeq names its product elongation factor 1 (gene ELOF1). The record is from RefSeq and is a predicted model, not a curated record. Gene Ontology annotation, molecular function: RNA polymerase II complex binding. Gene Ontology annotation, cellular component: transcription elongation factor complex. The transcript has 3 exons. Gene Ontology annotation, biological process: transcription elongation by RNA polymerase II. The coding region runs from base 226 to 477 and encodes 83 amino acids. NCBI's taxonomy places the organism in Eukaryota, Metazoa, Chordata, Aves, Passeriformes, Muscicapidae.